This is a messenger RNA of Lactuca saligna, 318 nucleotides long. The record is from the annotation of a GenBank genome assembly. Lineage: Eukaryota; Viridiplantae; Streptophyta; Magnoliopsida; Asterales; Asteraceae.
AUGAGUCAAAAAGAUAUUGAAAACGAAGCUCAUAAACUUUAUGAGGCGAGUGGGACUAAGUUCAACAACAUUAUUGUUUUUAAUGAAGUUAUAUGUAAACAUGAGAGGUGGCCUUUAGAGUUAGAUCGUGACACAACACGUUCCCGUCCUGAAUGUGAAGUGGGUAAUGAAGAAAGUGGUGGUAGCUCGAAAAGAUCAAAGACUACUGAAGAAUGGGAGUUUUGUUUCUAUUCCAACCCAGAAACGCAAACUAGUGAUGGUUCAACGGUUAAACGUCUAACAGGCAGAGAUGCAGCAAAAAAAAAAAGGGAAAGGUAA